AUGGAAAAUUCAGAAUUAGCUUCUAAAAAAGCUUCAACUGUUUCAGCAGGAUUGCAUAAAACAAGGAAAAAAAGUAGCACAAAAUUUAUUAAUGAAAAUGAAUUAAUGUUCCUUGCUCCUCCACCUGUAGCAGAAUCAAUGCUAAAGCAUGCCAUCGCUAUUCCAUCUGAAAAUUCAGGGGACAUUCUAGAUGAUGAGCAAGUUGUUAGGAAAGUUACUAAACAUCUUCAGGAGAUUUCUUCUUCUUUACAAAAAGCUUAUGGAAUUGACAAUGAAGCACCAACGCCAGAAGGAGAAGAAAGUACACCUACAGAAGCAGAAGAUAUGACUUCAUUCUUGGUAUCAUGUACAGCGCUUGCAAAACAGCUUGAAGAAGCAGUUAAAGAAGAGCAGCAGAUAUUGGAAUCUCUUUUUAAGUGGUUUCAACAAGAGGUCUAUCAUGUAGAAGAGUUAGUAAAAGAACAAAAUAUUUCAGACUGGGAGCUUCCUUUGCCAGAUAAAGCAGUAUCUUCAAGUAUUGCCAAAGUGAUAGAACAUUUGCAAAAACUUGAACAAUUAAGGAAUCGCCUUGGUACAGUGCCGAAGGUCACCCGAAGAGCUGUAGCUGCAAAACAUAAGCUGGACGGACCAUCAGAAACAACCCAAAUUUAUGAAGAUGUAAAGAAGAUGAUUGAAGACUUUGGUACAAAUUUUCAAAACGAUGAGUUUGUAGAAAAUAUCAUGGAAAUUGCAGAUAAUGUGUUUUUAGCAGCAUCUACUGAAUCAAAGGAUCUUCAGUUUCAAGAAAUGUUUAAAAUAUUUGAAAAACAGGCAAUUAAGUUGAGACGAGUGAUGCACGAACUAGAUAGUCUUGAGUUUAAAUACAAGUUGAUUCAAAAUGAUUUAGAUAUAAUAACAGAGGAAAGAAUGAUAUUAGAGAAUGAACUCAAAAAAAUUAAAGGUCCAGAAAAAACAGAGCAAUUGCUACAGAGAGAAAAGACAUUGUUGGAGUUGCAAAGGAAAAAAUCAGAAAAAAAUUCAUCCAAAGACUCGAAUAGAGAUAUAGAGAGAUUGAGCACGGACUUCAGUGACAGGACCUCUACUAUCUCACUUUCCGUGCCUUUGGAAGUUCAGAGUGCUUCAGCCUUGUUGGAUGUUCUACCUAGCAAAGAACAAAUACAGAAAGGAAGGAGAUCAGAGCCUUUUGGGCAAAGCUUUUCGAAGAAAUCUUCCAUGGUUUUAACAAGUUCUGAUGCUGCUAAAUUAAAAGAAGAAUUGCUUCAAGCUCAGAAAGUAGUAAUUUCUCUGGAAAGCGAGAACAAAUUUCUUCAGGAACAAUUGAAAGAUGCUUUACAGGAAGUUGAAAAAGCCAAGAAAGAUCUUGAAGUAUCGCAUUCUGAAAUACGAAAAGGAAGUAGAAAUGAUAAUGAAAGCAUUGCUUCUAAAAAAACCAAGAAAGGUAAAAAAGAGAAAGGAGAGUCGAAAAAAGACAAAAAAGCAAAAACAACAAAAGCAUCACAGGCUGCAAAUACCAAAACAGCAGGAAGAAGCUGAACACUUCAGCCAUUUUCAUUUAUAUCCUUCCUCUUCAUUGCCUCAUAUUGCAGUAUGGACUCUUCCCCCAAAGAAGAAGCCUCGAGAGGAUCAACUGAUUCGACUGUUCUAGAAAAUGAAAUUGAACAGACUCUUGUAGAAUCCAG
Messenger RNA from Trichosurus vulpecula (common brushtail), 1679 nucleotides. It is a transcript of the gene CCDC7, whose product is annotated as coiled-coil domain containing 7. The coding region runs from base 1 to 1533 and encodes 510 amino acids. The transcript has 20 exons. NCBI's taxonomy places the organism in Eukaryota, Metazoa, Chordata, Mammalia, Diprotodontia, Phalangeridae. The record is from RefSeq and is a predicted model, not a curated record.